Messenger RNA from Vanrija pseudolonga, 1811 nucleotides. RefSeq names its product Protein HGH1 (gene hgh1). NCBI's taxonomy places the organism in Eukaryota, Fungi, Basidiomycota, Tremellomycetes, Trichosporonales, Trichosporonaceae. The coding region runs from base 53 to 1453 and encodes 466 amino acids. The transcript has 5 exons. The record is from RefSeq and is a predicted model, not a curated record.
GACAUCUCCUUCUCACUCUCUCCCUAUCUGUAUACCACAACAACUACACAAAAUGUCGGGCCUAACCGAACUGUUCGAGUUCCUCUCGUCGCCCAACCCCGCGGCGCGCCAGAUCGCGCUCCAAAACCUCGUCGGCCACACGGCCAAGAACGACCCCGAGCGGCACAUCUUCAUCCCCUCGUCGUUUGCCGCCCUCCCCGGCGAGGCCAAGGCCGACGGCGGCGGCCUCCAGCCCCAGAAGCGCAAGACGGAGCACGAGGCCGACGAGGUCAAGGUCAAGGCGCUGCACGACCUCGCCGACCUGUGCCGCGACCAGGCGGCCAUUGCGCACGAUGCGCUGUCGGCGCUCAUCAACCUCAGUGACAACCUCAGCGUUGCGCGCCACCUCGCCAGCGAGCCGUUCUUGGUUUGGCUUGUGUCGUACACCGCGAACACGACGUCCCCCCUCUCCCCGCUGACGUCGAUGCUCCUGUCCAACCUCUCGUCCCACCCCACCCUCGUGCCCACCAUUGCGCACCUCACCGUCCCCAUCGUUCCCCUCCCCCUGUCGAAGCACUACCCCCCGUACUACUUCCCCGCGAGCGCAAGCUCCUCCUCGACCAUUCACCCCGACUACCGCGACCCCGCAUUCGUGCCUCCCAACAAGGAGGCCGGACAGGAGGAGGAGCGACCAGUCGAGGCGGUACGUGCGCUCGUCCAGGCGUUCGAAGACGGCGCCAGUGAGGGAGUCAAGGAUGGCAAGGGAAAGCGCAAGGGAGACUGCAACUUCCUUGCCUCGGUGUUUGCCAACAUUACCAUGAUCCCUGCCACGCGCGGUAUCCUCCUCACGCCUCAGCCAACGUUCCCCGCCCCGUCCAAGGAGGAGACGCCGUCCGACGACGAGGAGCCCCUGCUCUCCAAGAUUGUCGUGUACACCGAGUUCCCCGAGACCAUUAGGCGCGGUGGUGCGCUUGGCACCAUCAAGAACUGCGCUAUGGACCGGGCAUGCCACCCAUGGCUCCUGGCCACGGAAGACGAGCGUGUCAGGUUGCCCGCCGACCCCACUCGCUCCGUCAAGGGUGUCGAUGUCUUGCCAUGGGUGCUCGGUCCUCUGAUGGGCCCCGAAGAGUACGAUGUCGACGAGAUGGAGGUGCUGCCCGAGACGCUGCAGUUCCUUCCUCCCGAGAAGACUCGUGAGCGGGACCCCGUUCUGCGCAUGAUGUGUGUUGAGAUCCUGUUGCUGCUGGCUACGACCCACACUGGCCGCGAGGCGUUGCGGAAGCGAGGAGCGUACUAUGUUGUUCGCGAGGCGCACAAGGUCGAGACGGACCAGCAGAUCAAGGACGCGAUCGAGCGCCUUGUCGGCCUGCUCCAGGGCGAAGAGGGCCGCGACACCAAGGCGGACCGCUUGGACGACCUUGUGUCCAAGCCUGGUGCGGCUGCCGACGACGAGAUGGACGUGGUCGAGGUGUAGAUAGAGCGGGCUAGACACGGGCAGUUGCCGCCGUCUCUACAGUGUUGAUGGCUGGAAUGCUUUGCCGUCAUUGGCACGCUCUAACCGCAGAGGCGCCUCCCGUGAUGAGUGCUGGAAUGGCUUGGGGUCAGCGCCACCGAGUCAUUGUCAUUUUAGUAGAGCCAGCCAGUGUGUGUUCAUUAUGACAACAUUGGCCGAGGCGAGGCGGCAAGGAUGCAUAUUGGCUCCGAGACAGGCGAGGAGCGGCAAGUUGAUCUCGAGCCGAGGUCGGACUCUCCCCGUGCCUUUAAGGGCUUGUCGAAGUCGAGGUGGGGCAAGCAAGGCAGACGGGCAGUAUAGCGGCCAUGCCCAAACACGU